Molecule: messenger RNA, 1474 nt
Organism: Lingula anatina
Lineage: Eukaryota; Metazoa; Brachiopoda; Lingulata; Lingulida; Lingulidae
Product: lysosomal thioesterase PPT2-B
Cellular component (GO): lysosome
Molecular function (GO): thiolester hydrolase activity
Source: RefSeq, a predicted model, not a curated record
GUAGCGUGAACUCUGACCGCUUUUACAUGAUAAGAAUCCACGUGGGGACUUUCAUCUCUAGCGGUAUAUAUAAAAUGGGGUGCAAAGUUUCGCUCUCGUAUCAAAAUAGGACUUCAACAUUUAUAUUAUUUACCGAAAGGGGUGAGACUUCGAAGUCGUCAUCCCUUGUGAAAAUUCUACGUUAGGAGGUAGCAGUAGCAGUCGAAAGUCGGCGGAAUGCCCGACGUUUUUCUUUUUUCUUUAUUUCUUUUUUUCCUUCAGUAUGGGGUGAGCGAAAGUUAUAAACCUGUCAUAUUGAUGCACGGCAUUCUUUCAUCCCAAAGAGAUUUAAAUGACCUGAAAGCAUUUAUUAAGAAGGCUCACCCAGGAACAGAAACCUACAAUAUAGAUGCCUUUAACGAUCUGCUCAGCUUGGAACCCAUGGGGAAACAGGUCAGAAUAGUUGCCCCAAUGAUGAAGAAAAUAAUGGAUGCCAACCCACAGGGGGUCCACUUGAUCUGCUUCUCUCAAGGAGGCCUUGUAUGUCGCGGGGUGCUAGAAACUUUGCCUUCCCACAAUGUUUAUAAUUUCAUAUCCCUCAGCUCUCCUCAGGGGGGACAAUUUGGAGUGCCUUCCAUGCUAAAGCCAUUUAUUCCUGCAGUUAGCCGGGAAUAUUUAUACGAGGUUUUCUAUACCUCUGUUGGACAGAAUGUGUCUGUAGGAGAUUAUUGGUACGAUCCACAUCAUUUGGACCUCUUCAAAAAACCUGCCUUAAAGGUUUUCCUUGCACAGUUGAACAAUCAGACAGCCAAUCCUUACAGCAGUGCUUUCAAGAACAACUUCCUAAAAAUAAAAAACCUCAUCAUGAUUGGUGGUCCAGAUGAUGGGGUGAUCACACCAUGGCAGUCUAGUCACUUUGGAACGUAUGAUGAAAAUGAAAAUGUAAAAGAAAUGGUCAACCAAGAGUAUUAUAUCAAGGACUCAUUUGGUCUUCAAACCCUGAACAAAAGAGGAUCAUUGCAUAAGUAUGUUAUCCCUGGUGUUAAGCACACUCAUUGGCAUGGCAAUAAGGAUGUCUUUGAAAAGUGUAUUGAACAGUGGCUGGAUUAGAGUUGUCUUGCACAUGACCAGUGACUGCUGCCAUCUAUUGCCAAAGGUCUUUGGGCACCUUUAGGAAUUAAAAUGAACAACACUUUACAUUAUUUAAAAUGUAGUAAUUUAUUGUGAGAUAUUGAUACAAAUUUGCUUUAGGAAUUAAAAUUAACAACACUUUUACAUUAUUUAAAAUGUAGUAAUUUAUUAUGAGAUAUUGAUACAAACUUGUUAGGUUUUAUGUUAGUUUUAGCAACAAUACUUCCCAGUACGCCCUUCCUGUAUACUCAAACAAAUUUUAUAUUGUAUUUUGAAAUGAUUCCAAUUCCUAGUCAGCAUCAAUAAUUUUUAUGUGUUUCAUUUGGACAUUUUCAAUAUCUUUUAUCCCAGUUGUAAAUUUUUG